Molecule: messenger RNA, 1785 nt
Organism: Microbotryum saponariae
Lineage: Eukaryota; Fungi; Basidiomycota; Microbotryomycetes; Microbotryales; Microbotryaceae
Source: the annotation of a GenBank genome assembly
AUGUCCUUCACAACACUCCCCCAUGGAGCAACGCUCGCUCCCACGCCAUUCAAGAUCUCGUUCAGCGACCAAGAGUUGUCGGACCUGGCGCAUCUCGUUCGAUUGGGUCGAGUGCCGGCGCUGACGUGGGAGCAGACCGAUCGGGAUUAUGGCGUCAAGAGAGAGUGGUUCGUCAAGGCCAAGAAGAGGUGGGAGGAUGGAUUCGAUUGGUAAGUAUACCACGUACCAGCUGCAGCACUUGAGCGGGAGCUGAUGGUGAUGAGGCCGCCUGUGCGAGCGUGGCGUGAUGACGCUUUGCCAUAAUCGACGUUCAUGUGGGGCGCCAUGGUCGCCUGGGCUUUGUGCGCAGUUGAGCUGACUCUUCAACGUCCUCUGUCACUCCGGUACAGGCGCAAGCGCGAAGCAAAGAUCAACGAAAUCCCACAGUACAAGGUCGACAUCGAGGAUGACCAAGGCGCAGCCCAUGCGGUCCAUUUCGCCGCGCUCUUCUCGACCAACCCGAAUGCGAAACCCAUCGCGCUCUUCCACGGUUGGCCAGGCACGUUCUUCUACGAUCAUCCCGGAGUUCACCAAGAAAUAGUCUCACCAAUGGUGUACGAUUCCCCGCAGGAUCCUUCCUCGAGUUCAUCCCCAUCCUCACGGACCUCAAGACGCGCUACGCCUCCGAUCCGUCCGCCUUGCCUUUCCACGUUAUCGUACCGUCCUUGAUCGGGUACACCUUCACAUCCGGCCCCCCGACCGAUCGCGAUUAUGAUAUCAUCGAGUGUUCCAAGGUCAUGGAUAAGCUCUUGGUCGGUUUGGGAUGCAGUGGGUACAUCGCUCAGGGAGGCGACAUUGGCUCGUGGGUCUCGCGCUACCUCGGCGUCAAGAGUGAUAACUGCAAAGGAGCGUCCGAGCAUCUUCUGUACCAUCAAACGCACGAAGAGCUAAACCUAAAUGGUUGUCCUUCUGCUUGUUCAAACAACAGCCGUUCAUCUCAACUUUGCUCCUGUCCCGACGCCUCGGGACUUUGACGCCUCCUCCUUGGAGAAACACGAGCAGGCCGGCUUGCAACGCGCCGAAAAGUGGCGCAAGGAAGGUAGUGCAUACGCCAAUUUCCAUGCGACUCGACCUUCGACUAUUGGCUUCGUCUUGCAGAGUUCUCCCUUGGCGUUACUUGCUUGGUUAGUUGGCUACUGGACCUGGACGGGAGACAAAUAAUUUUUCUCAAGAUGUGAGUUUGGGCUCAUCCCAGGGUCGGCGAGAAGUUCUUGGAUUGGUCCGACGAGGACAUCUCAAUCGACGACAUCUUGGAUUCGGUGACGGUGUGGUAUCUGACGGACACGAUCGCGCGCUCCGUCUACCCUUAUCGCGAAGUAAGCAAACCCCUUCUUCUAUCUCUUAUCAUCGUAUUCCUCACUUGUGCACUCGCCUAAGAACCGGCCGAAGUUGACAUCUUUCAUUUCCGCGCUCUUGCUAAAGGUUCAUGGCGGCACUUCCAUGAGCGUCAAUAAACCGGAAUGGUUCAUCUCCAAACCCGUUGGGUUCUCGUGGUUCCCUCAAGAAUUGAUGCCGACACCGCGGGUCCUGAUUGAGAAGACGGGUAACGUCGUUCAGUUUACGACGCAUGAGAGUGUGAGUUGCUACAGAGAGGGUAUGUCGUCUAGGGGCCGGGAUUAAUUGGUUUAGGUUGUGGCUUCACAGGGAGGUCAUUUCGCGGCGUUCGAGAAACCCAAGGAGUUGUGGAAGGAUGUCGAGGUCGGUCUAGGAGGGCCAAGGCGGAGCGGAUUUGGGGAGGGGCACUGA